Messenger RNA from Aspergillus ruber CBS 135680, 534 nucleotides. Its product is annotated as molybdopterin synthase catalytic subunit. The transcript has a single exon. Bases 1 to 534 code for a protein of 177 amino acids. Gene Ontology annotation, biological process: Mo-molybdopterin cofactor biosynthetic process. The record is from RefSeq and is a predicted model, not a curated record. Lineage: Eukaryota; Fungi; Ascomycota; Eurotiomycetes; Eurotiales; Aspergillaceae. Gene Ontology annotation, cellular component: cytosol.
AUGUCCGAUUCCACACCACAACACCAAGACCAGUUACCAGCUCACCUAAAUCCCAAGAACUACCCCCAAACCCGCACCCACCCCUCCCUUAACAUCCAUCUCACCCUAACCUACACCCCCCUAAAUCCCCAAACCCACAUAAAUACCAUAUCCUCCCCCUCGGCCGGCGCAAAUCUCCUCUUCCUCGGCACAACCCGCGACACCUUCGACAACCGCCCCGUCACAACCCUCAGCUACACGACCUACCCGAUUCUCGCUUUCAAAACGCUCAUGGAUAUUGCGGAGAAUGCGGUUAAAGAGCAUGGGUUGUUGGGGGUUAGUAUUGCGCAUCGGCUGGGUGAGGUGCCGGUUGGUGAGUGUUCGAUUGUGGUUGGUGUUAGUGCGGGGCAUCGGGGGGGUGCAUUUCGGGGUGGGGAGGAGGUGCUGGAACAGUGUAAGGAGAGGGUGGAGGUUUGGAAAAGGGAAGUUUUCGGGGAUGGGGGGAGUGAGUGGAGAGCGAAUGGGGAGAGGGAUCGAGAUGGUAAUUUGAGAUGA